CUACCAGACUUGGCGAAUAUCGACCAUUUGCGUACAGACAGUACAGACACACACAGACUCAGCAGCACAAGUUCAACAUGCAUUUAAACUCCGGAGCAGAGAAUAUCACACUGUCUCUGAACUUUAUGGGGAAGAAGUUGCGAAAUCACACAGUGGCACCAGCUACUAAGCAACGAGCAUGGGAGGGAGCUAGUCCAUCCAAGGGGGCUGAAGAGAAAAGAGGAGGUCUCUCCAGACUGGUGAGGACACGGCCACUGAUGGGUGUCCAGAAUGAAUUGCCAGGGAGUAUACAGGAUCUGAAGGAGGAAGUGCAUCAUGAGCCCUGUAAUGUCCAUAAUACACACCUUGACCAGGCGAACAAUGCAGGCAAGAUCCGGGUGUUCUGCCGUAUAAGGCCUCAGACUCGGGCAGAGCUGGCAAGGGGGACCAGCACCAUUGUGUCAUGUCUGGAUGAUUAUUCAGUGAUCCUAGAAACGCCGCGAGGGCCUCGAGAGUUUCAGUUUGACAGGAUCUUUACCACAGCGCACACACAGGAUGACGUGUUCCAGGAGUCCAGCAGGCUAAUUCAGUCAGCAAUAGAUGGCUUCAAUGUAUGCAUCUUUGCAUACGGACAGACCGGCUCGGGAAAAACUUUUACUAUGUUGGGAGAUAAAGAGCAGAAAAACCCUGGAAUCGUCCCUAGGACAUUUACUAGGAUCUUUGAAAUCAUCCAAGAGAAUGAGACGAAAUUUGAGUUCAAGGUCUCGGCUUCUAUGCUGGAGCUGUAUAACGAUAGGCUGCAGGAUCUCUUCGUGAGCCCAGCUGAGGCGCUGUCAAAACGCAUUGAGAUUAAAAAGGACAAAAAGGGGCUCGUAUUUGCCCAAGGAGCGGAGGCAAAGGAAGCAACUAGUGCGGGCGAGCUUUUUGCUCUCUUCGCACUUGCAUCUGCCAACCGCCAUAUUGCAGCUACCAAGAUGAAUAUAGAAAGCUCUCGCUCUCACCUGAUCAUCAGUAUCAUGCUGGAAAGUCGCAACCUGGCGAAUGGCAGCAUGACCUUUGGUAAGCUGAACCUCGUUGACCUGGCAGGAAGCGAGAGAGCAGCGAAGACAGGGGCUAAGGAUGACCAGCUGAAGGAGGCUAACUCCAUUAACAAGUCUCUGAGUGCUCUGGGUGAUGUGAUCUCGGCUCUGGCUAUGGAGCAAGCUCAUGUUCCCUACCGUAAUAACAAGUUAACACAGCUCAUGCAGGACUCACUUGGGGGCAACGCCAAAACCCUCAUGUUCCUCAAUAUCUCGCCUUCUGGCUGCAACCUGGAUGAGACUCUUACCUCACUCAUAUAUGCGUCCAGAGUGAAGGCCAUCACCAACCAUGCACAGAGGAAUAUGGAGAGCAAAGAGAUCGCUCAACUCAAAGAGGUGAUUUUGAGACUAAAAUCAGGACAAGCUGUGGAAGAAGAAGAUGUAUGA
Messenger RNA from Clarias gariepinus (North African catfish), 1445 nucleotides. RefSeq lists its product as uncharacterized. The transcript has 10 exons. Gene Ontology annotation, molecular function: microtubule binding; ATP binding; microtubule motor activity. Gene Ontology annotation, biological process: microtubule-based movement. NCBI's taxonomy places the organism in Eukaryota, Metazoa, Chordata, Actinopteri, Siluriformes, Clariidae. Bases 78 to 1445 code for a protein of 455 amino acids. The record is from RefSeq and is a predicted model, not a curated record.